AGAUAAAUGAAGUACCAACCUUUUGAAGUUGAUACCUCUCAAAGACUUGAGAGGAGUUCUGAAGAGCCAAAACAGGCAAUUCAGACAUCAAAGAGCCAAAGAAGUCAAGGCUUCAGUCUUCUGUACGGGAUCCUUGCAGGCAGUUUAUUUGGAAUGGCCAAUUUUGUCAUGGGAAGUCAUGCCAAGAUUGGUUUCCUAUCUAGGAGUAUCCAAGAGAAUGGAGCAUUUUUCGUUAUUCUGUGAAUCACUCUUUAUUCAGCCAUAUCAGCAAGGAUUAAAGGAGAAACAUACUGGAGCUGGCAGAAAAGCAACUUCAGGGACAUAGAAACAGGCAAAUUUCAUUGGAAAAACUUGACUGGAGUGUUAUUAUACUCAGCUAUAAUUCUCUGAGCAGGUUUCUCUGUCUAUUUCACAUUCAGUUUUGCUCUGUAUGCCGAUAUCAACCAAGGAAUCUUAACUAGUCUAUUUGGCAUGGCAGCAGUAUACUCAGCAAUAUUUGCAUACUUUUUAUUCGGAGAUCGAUUAAAAAUUUACCAUGUUGUAGGAAUGGGCAUGAUCCUCUGUUGAAUAAUUGGCUUAUCACUAGGCCAAAAAUCCAAGAAGCAUGAAACAACAAGCACAGAAAAUACUACUCUUUAUUCUAUCCUUUCCAUCAUGCUUGCUUGUUUAUGACCAAUUUGGUUUUCUAGCGCAGGGAUGACGGCUAGAUAUUUCUCAGAAAAGCAUAAUUUAGAUCCAUUCAUUAUCACAGCAUGAAUGUUCGCAAUCUGAAAUAUUGGCUACACGAUUAUUACUAUUAAAAUAUAUGCUUCAGGUUCUCACCCAUUCAUCUUCACUGAGUACGUGACCAUAGCUGCAUCAGGGGGGUUAUAAUAGCCAUUGCAUUUCUUUGUGUGAACAAAGCAUUAACACUGGGCCUUGCAGGCCCAGUGCUCUCGCUUGAAAACAUGCAGGUAAUCAUCAUGACUAUUCUUGACAUGGUGUUCAUGGGAGUAUAUCCGAAUAUAAUCGAAGUGUUAGCAGCCCUUCUUGGCAUCCUAGGCUGAGUGACAAUCUGACUGUUUCCACAAAUUUCGAAGUUAUGGAGUGAAGAUGAUAAAGAGUAAAAUUUUCAAUA
Moneuplotes crassus is the source of this 1117-nucleotide messenger RNA. Lineage: Eukaryota; Ciliophora; Spirotrichea; Euplotida; Euplotidae. The record is from the annotation of a GenBank genome assembly.